GCUCGGGCGACCUGAAUCCAUUCUCCCCCAAAUCCCAAUCCGUUUUCCUCUUCUCCUGCUUCGCCAUGGCGCUGACAUGAGCGUUCGGCUCCCACGACCACGAGCCUCCAUGGCCACCACCGCCGCGCUCCCCUUCCACCCAACCCCUCGCCGGAAGCUCCCGCCUGCCAGCGCCGGCGCCUCCCUGAGGCAGCUCUGCAAGGACGGCGACCUGCGGGAGGCCCUCCGCCAGCUCGCCGCCCGCUCGGCGCGCGGGCGCGCCCCUCCUCCCACGGACCACUAUGGCUGGGUCCUCGACCUCGUCGCCGUCAGGAGGGCCGUCUCGGAGGGCAGGCAGUUGCACGCGCACGCGGUGGCCACGGGCGCCCUGGGCGAUGAUGACGCGGGGUUCCUCGCGACCAAGCUGCUGUUCAUGUACGGCAAGUGCGGGCGCCUCCCGGAUGCCCACCGCCUGUUCGACGGGAUGCCCGCCCGGACCGUCUUCUCAUGGAACGCGCUCAUCGGGGCGUGCCUGUCGUCCGGGGGCGCCGGCGAGGCCGUGGGCGUCUACCGGGCGAUGCGGGCGUCGGAGCCCGUGGCGGGGGCGGCGCCCGACGGGUGCACGCUCGCGUCCGUGCUCAAGGCGUGCGGCGCGGAGGGGGACGGGAGGUGCGGGAGCGAGGUGCACGGGCUGGCGGUGAAGAGCGGCCUCGACCGGAGCACGCUCGUGGCCAAUGCGCUCGUCGGGAUGUACGCCAAGUGCGGCCUCUUGGAUUCGGCGCUGCGGGUGUUCGAGUGGAUGCGCGACGGGAGGGAUGUGGCCUCAUGGAACUCGGCUAUAUCAGGCUGCGUGCAGAACGGGAUGUUCUUGGAGGCUCUCGACCUGUUCCGACGGAUGCAGAGCGACGGCUUCAGUAUGAAUUCUUACACAACCGUUGGUGUGCUACAGGUCUGUGCAGAGCUUGCUCAGCUGAACCAUGGAAGGGAGCUACAUGCAGCGCUUCUGAAAUGCGGUACCGAGUUCAAUAUCCAAUGCAAUGCCUUGCUUGUCAUGUAUGCAAGAUGCGGUUGGGUGGAUAGCGCUCUCAGAGUAUUCCGUGAGAUUGGUGACAAGGACUACAUAUCAUGGAACUCAAUGCUCUCCUGUUAUGUCCAAAAUAGGCUAUAUGCUGAGGCCAUCGAUUUUUUUGGCGAAAUGGUACAGAAUGGUUUCAAUCCUGAUCAUGCUUGCAUUGUGAGCUUAUUGUCUGCAGUGGGUCAUUUGGGUAGGUUAAUCAAUGGCAGGGAGGUUCACGCAUAUGCUGUUAAGCAAAGGCUUGAUAGUGAUUUGCAGAUAGCUAAUACAUUGAUGGACAUGUACAUAAAGUGCUACUCCGUGGAGUGCUCCGCCCGUGUAUUUGACAGGAUGAGGAUUAAGGACCAUGUGUCAUGGACAACAAUCAUUGCCUGUUACGCGCAAAGUUCUCGGUAUUCUGAGGCAAUCGGAAAGUUUAGAACAGCACAGAAAGAGGGCAUUAAGGUGGAUCCUAUGAUGAUGGGAAGCAUUUUGGAAGCAUGCAGUGGUUUGAAAAGCAUCUCACUGUUAAAGCAAGUGCACUCUUAUGCUAUUAGAAAUGGCUUGCUUGACUUGAUACUGAAGAAUAGAAUCAUAGAUAUAUAUGGAGAGUGUGGAGAGGUUUGCUAUGCGCUUAAUAUAUUUGAAAUGUUAGACAAAAAGGACAUUGUUACCUGGACUAGUAUGGUAAACUGUUUUGCGGAGAAUGGGCUGUUACAUGAAGCUGUUGCCUUGUUUGGCAAGAUGCUGAAUGCAGGCAUCCAACCCGAUUCUGUAGCACUAGUUGGUAUUCUGGGAGCAAUUGCUGGAUUGUCAUCCUUGACAAAAGGAAAGGAAAUUCAUGGUUUCCUUAUCAGAGGUAAAUUUCCCGUGGAAGGUGCUGUGGUUAGCUCCCUUGUGGACAUGUAUUCUGGUUGUGGAAGCAUGAACUACGCUCUCAAAGUUUUUGAUGAGGCGAAGUGUAAAGAUGUUGUUCUCUGGACAGCGAUGAUUAAUGCUACUGGGAUGCAUGGGCAUGGCAAGCAAGCCAUAUAUAUUUUCAAGAGAAUGCUGGAAACAGGUGUAUCUCCUGAUCAUGUUUCUUUUCUUGCUCUACUCUAUGCCUGUAGUCAUUCAAAACUUGUCGAUGAGGGUAAAUUUUAUCUGGAUAUGAUGGUAAGCAAAUACAAGUUACAACCAUGGCAGGAACAUUAUGCCUGUGUAGUUGAUCUUCUUGGUCGCUCAGGACAGACCGAAGAAGCUUACAAGUUCAUUAAAUCUAUGCCUUUGGAACCAAAAUCUGUGGUGUGGUGUGCACUCCUUGGGGCAUGUCGUAUACACAAGAACCAUGAGCUUGCUAUGAUUGCAACUGAUAAACUUCUUGAGUUGGAACCAGAUAACCCAGGUAAUUAUGUCCUUGUAUCAAAUGUUUUCGCCGAAAUGGGCAAGUGGAAUAAUGUCAAGGAGAUUAGAACCAAGAUGACAGAACAGGGUUUGAGAAAAGACCCAGCAUGCAGCUGGAUUGAGAUAGGAAACACUGUCCACACUUUCACUGCAAGAGAUCACUCUCACAGAGACUCACAGGCUAUUCAUCUCAAACUUGCCGAGAUAACUGAAAAACUGAGAAGAGAAGGUCAGUAUGUCGAGGAUACUAGUUUUGUUCUGCAUGAUGUGAGCGAAGAAGAGAAGAUAGAUUUGCUGCAUAGGCACAGCGAGAGGCUUGCGAUAUCGUUUGGUUUGAUCAGCACUGCCUCAGGUACACCUCUAAGGAUUGCCAAGAACCUCAGAGUUUGCGGCGAUUGCCAUGAGUUCACCAAGCUAGUGUCCAAGCUAUUUGAAAGGGAAAUUGUGGUCCGAGACGCCAACAGAUUCCAUCAUUUCAGUGGAGGCACUUGUUCUUGCGGUGACUUCUGGUGAGUGGCCUUAGACAGUUAGAUUGUAGAAGUAUAGAACAUUGAUAGCAAGAAUGGUGAAGAGGUUAGAACAAAGGCACAUGAGUGAUGAACUGGCUGAGAAUGGGGAAGAAAAGAAGAAGAGAGAAAUGGCUUGUCCUGCUCCCUGACAAAUAGGAUCUCGUUUGCCGCCCAUUCCGGAUUGAGUUUAUUCACCAUCUGUUUUUCAUCUCUAGAUGGAUCAUAGAGCAACUGAGGAAGAGUCUGAAUGGCACGAGGACUUGUGAUUUAUAGCGUCAAAAUGUAAAACGAUGUAAAGGAUUCUUUUCUGUAAAAUUUCAAUAGCUGAUUCCUUUCACUGUUCAUAAUCACUUGAGUUGAGAGGCCUUCUCUCAGUUAGCGUUCAUAUGUCA
This is a messenger RNA of Oryza sativa Japonica Group (Japanese rice), 3317 nucleotides long. Its product is annotated as pentatricopeptide repeat-containing protein At3g63370, chloroplastic. The record is from RefSeq and is a predicted model, not a curated record. NCBI's taxonomy places the organism in Eukaryota, Viridiplantae, Streptophyta, Magnoliopsida, Poales, Poaceae. Gene Ontology annotation, molecular function: zinc ion binding; protein binding.